GAAUAGGCUGCCAACAGGGGCGUCAUUGAGACAGAUACAAGACGCUUUGUUUGUUACCUUGGUAACAAGAACCGAGUACGGAACGGACGCUGUCGUUGGAAGCAAAGCUACCAAAUUAUUGUCAGGUAGUUUGAAGCAAACCGCCCAUAGAAAAUGACUUUGGAUUUAAAGGAUUACUUCCGAACGUUCUAUGAAGAACAACUGACAAUUCUGCCAGUGCCGGUUGAAGUGCACGUGACGGGGGCAACUCGACUGUUGGAGAAGAAGAAUGAGAUGAAGGAUGUGGAACAAGCACUCGCAGCACAGAAGGAGGAGUUCCAAAUGAGAAUGGAGAGUGUUCAGCAGCGCAAGGACGACCUGAUAGAACAAAAGGAGCAAAUGAAAGAGCAGCUGACUAAAUUCGACACAUUUGUCAAAGAGAAUGAAUCAAAGUGCAGUCGAGCCAAGAAAAACGCAAGCGCUGAUAAGGAGCUGGUGCGGCAGAAGGAGCUGGAGAUAGAGCGUCUGGAAAAGGAGAUCACCAUCCUGCAGGCCAGGAAAGACGUGCUGGAGGAAAGGGUGCAGAGGAAUGCCAUCUACUGGGAGUUCUUAGAGAAAGUCAUUAAGAAAUCCAAGAAGUUUGAGGAAGCCCGGGAGCUCCUGGGUCGCACGGACACCUUGCUGAUCACGCGGGACCAGCUGCUGGAGAAGGAGAGUGAGGGGCAGGAGCGCAGGGAAGCCCUGCGGAUGGAGCUGCGCCAUUUUGUUGAGGAGCAGAGCAAUCUUGUCCUGCAUCGCAAUAACCAGCUGUCAGCUUUACAGACCCAGCUAGACCGCACGCGGAUGCUGGCUUUCAAAUGGGAAAGCACAUGGAACCACAUCCAGUCCACUGCAGCGAAGGAGACCCUCCUCCUGGGACAGAUAAAGGUGGUGACCCUUAAUCUCUUCCACAUGAUGGGUGGGAAGACAGGCCAGGACAAGGCUGUAGCCAUUGAGGACACUGCACAGCAGCUGGAACAGAUCCAGCUCUUCAUCCAGGAUAAGGCUGACAUGGUUUAUGAUCUGAGAAGGGCUAGCUCUGGUUCAAUAGGAAACAUCAACAAGGAAUAGAGAUGGCGAUAUGGCUGUGCCUGUAUCAGUAGCCAAACACUUGUGUAUGUGGACUGUUUCAAGUGUAAACCAUGUUAACACACAUAUCAGAUAUGGGUCACUUUUCAAAGUAGAUGUAAACAGGUGGAAAUAUCAGAUACAGGCACAAAAAUCGGAACUGGGCAUCAAGACCUGUGGCAUAAACAUAGACUUAGUGCUUAGACAUUGUUACUUGCAGCAAUAUUCAUGUUAUUAUUUGCCAAGUCUUUGUAUAUUUAAAUUAUAACAGAAAAGAGGUCAUAGAAUCAGUUAAUAUUGUUUAAGCAAUAUUUGAGUUUUUUUUCUCUUUUUACAUGCCCUCCCUAUACUGCCUCUCUGACUUCGCCAAUUUCAACCCUUGGUUUUCAUUUGGAUGGAAAACAGAGUAAUGUACUGUCAUAUAGUAAGGUUCCAGAACAAUGACAUCCACUUUUGAAAAGCACUGGGGGUAAAGAGAUUUGACAUUGAGGGAAACCCUCUCUUAAGGUUUAGAAAACUUGGGAGUCAGUUUUUUUUAAAUAGUAGAUAAUGAAGUGAAAUGAGAUUGAGCAUUGACUGCAUGGUAAUUUCAGACAUACAGUAGGGUGUGUCAACAAAUCUGUAAAUGCGUACAUAGAUAUACAUUUCAGCACCCCUGGUUUAAAUGUCUUACAAUGAAUCUGUAUGUGAUCGAAAACAAACCUGAACUCAAAAUGGUACAUCAUAUUUUCUUUUAAGAGA
Conger conger (European conger) is the source of this 1827-nucleotide messenger RNA. RefSeq names its product cilia and flagella associated protein 73 (gene cfap73). The coding region runs from base 154 to 1089 and encodes 311 amino acids. Lineage: Eukaryota; Metazoa; Chordata; Actinopteri; Anguilliformes; Congridae. The transcript has 8 exons. The record is from RefSeq and is a predicted model, not a curated record.